Anoplopoma fimbria (sablefish) is the source of this 864-nucleotide messenger RNA. Its product is annotated as hatching enzyme 1.2-like. The coding region runs from base 75 to 857 and encodes 260 amino acids. The record is from RefSeq and is a predicted model, not a curated record. Gene Ontology annotation, biological process: proteolysis. Gene Ontology annotation, molecular function: metalloendopeptidase activity; zinc ion binding. NCBI's taxonomy places the organism in Eukaryota, Metazoa, Chordata, Actinopteri, Perciformes, Anoplopomatidae. The transcript has 8 exons.
GCUUUAUAAUGUGACGUUGCUCCACAUCGUGCACUGUGUUUCUCUCCACUCAGAGACAUAAGUUGUUUGUUGGUAUGGAAGGGAAGUGCAUUCUGGGCCUUGUGGUCCUGCUGGCUGUCUCAGCCUGGGCUGAGGAGGAGGAGGUCACCGAGGCUUUGACCACUUCAGAACGGAUCGAGAGAGCUAACAGGGAUGUUGUGCGUUCUCCUGGUGAGCCGUUCGUUGAGGACGACGUUGCGUACGAUUCUGAGGCCGAGAGAAACGCUGACCCCUGCACGUCCAGCGGCUGCAUGUGGCCGAAUUCCGCCGACGGGAAGGUUUACAUAGCCUACGUCAUCUCCAGGGUGUACUCCCCUCGUGAGGUGUCCGUCAUCCAGCGUGCUCUGGAGUCCUUCCACAGUGUCUCUUGUCUCCGCUUUGUCAGACGCAGCUACCAGAAGGACUACCUGAACAUCCGGUCUCUGAACGGGUGCUACUCCUACAUCGGCCGUCGCAGGAAUAGUCAGGAUCUGUCUCUGCAGCGCUACAGCUGCGUUUACCACCACACCGUGCAGCACGAGGUUCUCCACGCGCUCGGCUUCCACCACGAGCAGAAACGAUCCGACCGUGAUCAAUACAUCCGCAUCGUUCCGGAGAACAUCAUCCCUGGACAAGAGCACAACUUUGACAAAAUCCACACUCAGAACCAGGGAACCGCCUACGACUACGGCUCCGUUAUGCACUACAGCAAGACUGCUUUCUCUAAGAACAACCAGCCCACCCUGGUGGCCAUCCCCGACUCCAGCGUUCAGUUCGGCGUGGCCUCUGAGAUGAGCCAGAUGGACAUCUUCCGACUCAACAAGCUGUACAACUGCUGAACCGUCU